Bipolaris sorokiniana ND90Pr is the source of this 519-nucleotide messenger RNA. RefSeq lists its product as uncharacterized. Lineage: Eukaryota; Fungi; Ascomycota; Dothideomycetes; Pleosporales; Pleosporaceae. The coding region runs from base 1 to 519 and encodes 172 amino acids. The transcript has a single exon. The record is from RefSeq and is a predicted model, not a curated record.
AUGGCUGCUGCGACUUCGAGACUACCUACCCACGGCCCGAACCAGGAGUACCGUUGCAACAAGCAUAAAACUCCUCGCUAUUACCAACUUGAGUGGAAACACUUGACGAUGCCAGUGGAGAAUGUGAAGACUGCCAUAACCAGUGGUCUCCAGUAUGACCUCUAUGGUGUUGUUGCACAUGAGCACAUCCUCUCACUGGAAGAUGCAGUGCUUCUCCCAUACAACGGUCUCUGUUGGGACAAAUGCUCAAAGACAUACUUCGAACGUUCACUCUGUAUUCUCGUGGAUGCUGGAGUGAUAAACAAUUGCACUACUUCUUGCCAAAAAAUCAAUCUAUCUAUACAGUUGGGUGGCCAUCGCCCUGACGUAGAUAGCUUCCGCGCGAGUGGACUCCAAUUCUACGAUGAAGACGGUGUUGCACUUGAAGACAAGGAAACAGUGUUCGAUCGUGUCUAUCGAAUGCAGGAACAGCUAGAAACCUGGAAUGGAGAAAUGUUUGGAGAACCGGUGGUUAAGUGA